This is a messenger RNA of Macaca mulatta (Rhesus monkey), 2436 nucleotides long. Lineage: Eukaryota; Metazoa; Chordata; Mammalia; Primates; Cercopithecidae. The record is from RefSeq and is a predicted model, not a curated record.
AACUCUUGGGUCCCUCCAGAUGAAUAAAAGCUGUCCUCAGAUCCUCACUUACUCCUGUAAUACAGUGAGCAUCACAAAGUAAAAUGAAGUCUGAGCAAGAUCCCUCUUGGUAAAUAGUCUGCUGCUGAGUGCCCCAUGGCACUUGGCCACCGUGACACCAAUUUCAGAAGGUUAGAUCUAAAUGGCGAAUGUUCUUAAAAUACCUUCCUAAUUGUCUGUUGACUUUAAAAAUCAUAUUUAACAGUAGUAUUCAUUUAUGUCCUAAAUGGGAAUUGUCUUGUUUUUCUCUUUGGUGCCCUUGAUAUUAAAUUGCUGUGGUUUGGGGAGGAUUCUAAGUGGACUCUGUUUGUUCUUAUUGCGCGUAGGCCUUGAGGAAUAUACUGACUUCCUGUGAAUUUGUCUCACUGCAGAGCAAGGGGUCUGGGUGACCGUGUCAGAAUGUUGGGAUUAACUUCAUGACCCCAUGGGAGGAGGGGUAGAGAAAGGAUCUCACACCGGUGGCCUAAGGAAGUGCAAUUAUGGAAACUGGAGGGUGUGUGCUAACUGCCAACCAGUCCGGAACUUCAGUUGUGCUCAUAAGGGUCCACACAACAACCUUCAUCCUUGCCCAGGCCGUAAACCUCAUCUGGGUUAUUUUGACUCUCCAUCCUGAAGUUAUUUUUCUUCCCCAGUGCAGGUGAGAACGUGUUCAUCAGGUCAGCAGGGAAAGGCAUACAAAGCAGGAUAAUGUAGAAAUCUACUGGGAGAACUCUCUUUUGUCCAUGAGCUAAACAUACCUUAAUCACCUUACCUUUAAAUCAACGAACAAACAAAAAGCAUACAUAAGAACCAGAAGCAAAGAAAAUAGCAGUGACAGUAACCAAAGUAAACAAAAACAAAAACUAUCUUGUACUCCUCUGGGUUGCAGAUUUUUAACAUAACUUUAAAAAAUUAUGAUUAAAAUAGAUAUUCAUUGGGAGAAUGCAGAUAAGCAAGUAGAAAACAAUGAAACACAAUCUUAGCAUUCAGAAAUAACUCUGGUUAUAUUUUUUGGGUUUAGACUCUCAAAGUGCAUGUGUGUGUGUAUCCCUGUGUGUGUGUGUGUGUGUGUGUCUGUCCUACACACAACCAAUACAAACAUAAAUUUACCAAAAUGAAAACGCGUUUGCUCUUAUUACUCUUAAUAAGCAUACUCAUUCUUUAAUAACUGCAGAAUAUGUGAUCAUAUGAGUGUACUAUAGUGAAUAUAACUGGCUCUGACUACUGUGUGUGUAAGAUGUCUUGCAAUUUUUCUUUCUUAUAAAUUGCUUUAUAAAAAUUGUUCUUGUAGCCAAGUGUUUGUGACGUUACAAAUGUUUACUUAGGAUAAAUUCCUAGAAGCAGGAUUUCUACGUUAGAGGUUAAGGACAUUCUGAAAGCUUUUGCUGUUAAGUAAUGUGAAGACACCAAGAGACCUCACCCCCAUAUUCUUUUGUCAGCAGUGUAUGAGAUGCCUAGAUUCUUACUACUCCUGAGGGUAAUCAUUGAAGUGAAAGGAAAUACUUAAAAGUGGAUUUUUAAAGACGAAUGACUAGGCAGUUUCAUUCAGCCUUUUGGAAUAUUCAGACUUUAUUGCCGGACCAGUCUUUUCAGGGAGUUCACUUGUUACCAAAUGACUUAGAGUCACACUAUAAAAGGGGUCAUGCCGAUGGUAUUGUUCAUUCACUUAUAAGAAAGGUCACGUCUUUCUUGCUUUAUUCAAAGGAGCGGAAGCUGGCUUGCUUCCAGCUGGGAUAUCCUGAUUGGAAGUCAGCUCGGACAGUCAGCUUUGCUCCUUCCUUUACCAUCCUCUUAGUGCAAGUUCCUCAAAGAAGAGUGGGAUGUGUACACAUGCUGAUUUGCACAUACACAAUGCAUCGAACACGUGAUCUACUUUGCCCAUCCUGUGUGGCUUUGGGGUCCAAGGGGAAGGGAGAGUCAGGCGAAGGAGAAGUAAUAUUCCACGAACGUCUGAGGUUGGCUGGCCAGCAGAGUUUGGAUGGUCGAACACAGUUUUUGGCUCUGCCUUUGAUGGUGGCCAGUUUCACAAAGAGCCUGCAGGAAGCUGCCUCCAGCAGGCUGAGUCCUGAGGAGGAGACGAUAACAGUGGGAGAAGCACCUGGUAACAGCGGCACUUCAUCCAGGAAGAAAACAGGAUCUAAAAUAUAAACAACAUCCUUACAACACAAGUGGGUGCACAGUUCACUCUCGAGUGUGUUCGACUAUAUUCUUCCAAGAGUCUCAUGAGAAUCUUACUGAAACAGGAAGAUGGUCAAAAGAUGAAUCGAAGUGUCAAGAUUUCCAGUGAACAUCAUCAAAAAGGUUUUUUCUGUUGUUGUUGUUGUUGAUCUUUUAUUUUUAAACAAUGAGUAUGACCAACCAUGCCAUAUCUGCAAUGUCGAACUAUUUUUUUAGCUGAAUAAAAAUUUAAAUACCUCA